Molecule: messenger RNA, 2592 nt
Organism: Oreochromis aureus
Lineage: Eukaryota; Metazoa; Chordata; Actinopteri; Cichliformes; Cichlidae
Exons: 3
Coding region: 1790-2407 (205 amino acids)
Source: RefSeq, a predicted model, not a curated record
GCUUAAUAAUGAAGCACUUGCACUUUUCCCUUUAAAAAAAGAAAAAAAAAGAAAAAAAAAGCUUAAUAAUGAAGCACUUGCACUUUUCCCUUUAAAAAAAAAAAAAAAAAAAAAAAAAGUUGAACGGCAGUGACAAAGCAUUCAUGUGUUUCUGAUGUUUACUAUUGUUUGUAAUAUUUACACACAAAAAGGAACUCAGGAGGAGACACGGAUCCCUGUGGCAUUUUUGUAUGGAAGUAAAAAUCUGUCAAAUCAAACAUGUGAAUCAGGGAGUGACCCUCCUUAUCCUGCAUGGAAAAAGGAGCAGCCCAAAAAAGUUUGUAUCCUCAUCCUGUAACAGAUUUUCAGUAUGUAAAAUCAAUAUGACUAUGAAAAAAAAGAAAAGAAAAGCUCAGGUUAAUUAAAAUCAGUCUUUGUUUGUAUUAAGUGCUUCCUGGUCACUUUAAUGUGCAUAUUUAUUGUUCACUAAAAACCAAAUGACAAUAAAAUUUUUUUUAAAAAACCUUAUUAAUAUUCAUGUCAAAAGCUACAAUCUCACUAGCUCUCCAACAAGGGACUGUUUCUCAUUUGUUUAUUCCACUCGAGGAAAACAAAAAGGCAUCUCAAAAGUUCUACUUCUCAGUAUGUCAAAAUUAUGAGAUGCAGAACUUGAAAAAGGCUUGUAGACAGUUGAAACAAGCUUUCAUAAAUUGGACACUUUACUAAAGUCUGGCUUUUGCUCACUUGAUGUGGGAAAAAAAAUCUAAACUGCUACAAAGAAAAUGAGUUAAAACAACCUCAAACACUGAGAAACUACUUGUAGGUGGGUAAAAGGGAAUCCUGAAAGAUGUGUUUACUAGAAAUUUUUAUAGUCUGAAAGUCAAAGAUGAGAACACUAAACAUCAGUUGGAAUAAACAUGAAAGAUUUUUGCACGAGAUAUGAGGACAAACGUCAGCUUUCUUUUAGUUUUAUUAAAUCUUCUUAGCAAAAAAAAAAUUGCUAAAGAAAGAAAAUAUGUUUGUAAUUCAAGAGUUACAUGCCAACCUGUAACAGGCUCGGGUUGUGUGAUUAUUUUUUAAAGCUAGAAUACAUGAAAAGUUUAUGGUUGUUGGGGUUCAGCCACUUAGUCUGUAGUGAAGAAGUGCAGGACAUGUUUUAUGUUUUUUAUAUAAAGUUAAACAAAACACAAAAUCCAGAUGUCUUUGAUCUGACCCUAUCUUACCAAUGUCCCCCUGCCAAUAAACAUUUUCUUUCUCCUUUACCUGCGGACACCUGAUCUUUGUUCGCUCAGUGGAAUGGCACCAUCCUGUGGUCAAAAGAGGGACUGCGGAGUGAUGCAGCAGCAGUUUGACACACAUCAUAUUGAUUUGUUUAUAUUUCUCCCUGAUUUUAAAUUGUUACGCUCCGGGUACUUGCAGACAUAUUUGGUUUGCAUUGUGGGGAAAGUUAUCUGACAGAGGAGGCAACAGGCAGUUCAAAAACAAGUUUUAUCAGGUAGGAAUUAAAGGGCCAGCCGGAGAAACUGGAUAGUUGUUUAGGUCUUGGGAGAUGUGUGAUGAUGAUGAGAAAGAAAGCUUAAAUUUGUAUGUCUGUAAACGAGGACGCAGUCCUUCCUGGAGCGCCAGUGUUUCAUGUCUCCCAGUGAAAUGAGAUCCAACCCGUUCUCCAGCACACCUCCGACCGCCUCAACCUGCUCUCCGACUGGGAGCACGUUAUCGACGGUGUCAUCGUCACACAUAACAAGACCUCACCUGUGCGACUCUGGCGAAUACACUUCCACGCAGCGGCGGACUAUGAAAAGUGUGCGUAAUGAUUAACCACCACGCUCGGAAAUACGCCCCCCCGCGCUCAUCGGUCACAGAUGACUGUCCGCUGGCCCUGCAGGCUGUCCAUAUCAGCAAACACCAGGACACUCUGAACGAGGCAACGUGGCCGCAGACGGGCGCCAAGAUGCGGAUCUCCAAGGCCAACAAGGGCGCGGCGGUGGUGAGGGCUGUCCGGCGGCAGGCGUCUCCUCAGCCGUCCAGACUGGAGGGGAUGUGGAGCGACAGAAAGCUGUCGAGCUGCGGACCUGAGGGGAGAGACGGGGCAGGAGCUUCUGGGAACGCGAUGGAGGGACACGAAGGGGGGGCACCCCGUGGUAGGAAGAAGGCAUCCAAACCACAUGUGAAGACCAUCUUCUCCCCCGAAGACAAGGACCCCAGGGUGAAGGAGGAGACCGGAGAGGGACACGCCUUCGAACCCGGAACGGAGAGCAACUGGUGUGAUUUGUGCUGCAAGUACAUCUUCAAGAAUGGUCUCAUCUGUGCAGGUUGCAAGUACGCGUGCCACACUGCAUGUCGGGACAAAGUGGCACUGGACUGCCAUCCUCCAGCGUCACCCAUCAGCCAGGACCAGCUCAACAACAACAACACGCCGAUCCAUUGACAGCUUCCAGCAACCACCUGUCAGCCACCUGGGAAUACACAUUUUCCCCAGUGACCAGUGGUUACCAUAAUCAUUUAGAUGAAAGACUUCCACAAACAGCUGUAAACAAAAAAGUGAAUUUCAGGUAACAUAUUUUGGACACUUGAAUUAUAAAACACUCUCUGCUUUAAUCUAAAUUGCCAAAG